Messenger RNA from Corylus avellana, 5291 nucleotides. Lineage: Eukaryota; Viridiplantae; Streptophyta; Magnoliopsida; Fagales; Betulaceae. The record is from RefSeq and is a predicted model, not a curated record.
CAUUUCCGACGUUCUGCAGCCGGUGAUUUCACAAAUUUACCCAACAAAACCCAAUGAGCUUUUUAUCACGGAGAGAGCUCCACUGCAAUAUCCAAACCCUCUUCUGAAUCAUUACUCUCAUGGCAGUUCAUUGAAACCACAAACUCAAAAAAGGAAUACAAGGGCUAGAGUUUGUUUUGUUUGUAGCAGUUGAAGAAACAUGAAAGGCCACGAAACAAAGAUGCCAAGAAUGGAGGAUAUUCUUAGCCUUCCGGUGCAAGAUCCUCCUUGUGCAGAGUUUUCUGCUGCUCAUUUAAAGUGGGUAAAAGUAGAAGGUGGUCGUCAAGGUGGUGAUGAUAUUGCUCUCAUUCCUUUUGCUAGAGUGGACGAUUUUGUAAAAGGAGAAUCUUCUAAUGCAGAAUGCCCUGCUAGUUUUCGCAUUGAGUCAAGUAGGAAGAGACUUGAGGGGAGCAUCAGCAAACCAAGGGUUGAUGGCUAUCUUGAGUACACAUUGUACUGGUGUUCUUAUGGCCCUGAAGAUUAUCGAGAAAGCGAAUCUGGAACAGGUGAUGUGUCAAGCAUCAAGCCUGCAUCAGGGAAAGGGAGCAGGCCUGGGAGGCGUCACAUGAUGAGAGGCUGCCUUUGCCAUUUCACUGUAAAACGAUUAUACACCCGGCCCCUCCUAGCCCUCAUCAUCUAUAAUCAAAGACAGCAUGUAGAUAAAACUGGAGCUCCAUGUCAUGGGAUACUUGAUCGGGAUGCUUUAGGGACAAGGGCUAUGUAUGCUCCAAGAAUCUCAGAAGAGUUACGCCAGAAAGUGAUGUCUAUGCUUUAUGUCGGAAUAUCUUUGGAUAGUGUAAUUCAGCAUCACAUGGAGGUGGUGCAGGGGCAUGGUGGACCCCAUAAUCGUGAUGAUUUUCUCACUCGAAAUGAUGUUCGUAACAUGGAAAGGCUUAUUCGUAAUUCUUCACACGAGUUACAUGAAAAUGAUGAAUGCAGUAUAAAGAUGUGGGUUCAACGCCAUCAAAAACAUGUUUUCUACUUUCAGGACAACUCUGGUUCAGAACCUUUUAUCUUGGGGAUACAGACAGAUUGGCAGCUGCAACAGAUGCUCUGUUAUGGAAAUAAUGGUUUGAUAGCUUCUCAUUCAACAUUUGGCUUGAAGAAACUUAAGUCUCCCCUGUGUACUCUGCUUGUGUUUGACUCAUCCCACAAUGCAAUUCCGAUUGCUUGGGUCAUUACCUCUUCUUCUGUUGGUCAAGGUAUCCAUAAAUGGAUUGGAUUACUUGCUGAAAGAAUCCAUACCAAGGACCCCAGAUGGAGACUCAAUGCCUUCUUAGUGGACGAUCCUUCUUUUAAGGUUUCCAUGAUACGAGAGGCUUUCCAGUGCCGGGUCCUAUUAAGCGUCUGGCAUAUUCGCCGUGCUUGGAUUAGAAAUCUUUUAAAGAAAUGCAGUAACUUUGAUGUGCAGCGAGAAAUGUUUAAGCACUUAGGCUGGAUUUUAUAUUGCACGAGAAGUGGGCCAAAUGCUGUGGAUGCAAUUGAAGAGUUUAUGCAAGUAUUUGUUGAUCAAUGUGACUUUAUGGAUUAUUUCAGGAUCCGAUGGUUACCAAGCGUAGAGUUGUGGGUAGCUGGGGUAAGGUCUCUUCCCGUGGCCAGUCCAGAGCUCCAUGCUGCAAUUGAGUCCUAUCACUUGAGGUUAAAAUCCAAGCUUUUCAAUGAGCAACAUGCUAGUUCCUGGGAAAGAGUUGACUGGUUGAUCCACAUUCUGACAACUGAAUUUCACUCCUUACAUUGGUUAGAACAAUACAGUGUGGAGACUGGGUUCUUUGAAAAUUUGAGGGACAAGUCUUUCUUAGCCAAUGCCUGGUAUCUGGCUUUACACAUCGCCGAUGUUGAUGUGAUACUAGAUGAGCAAAAUCUUGAGCUUGCAAAAGUCAUUUCUCAAACAGAUAGAAGUGUGGCAUAUACAGUUUGGAACCCUGGUUCAGAAUUUUCCUUCUGUGAUUGCCCCUGGUCAAGGGUGGGAAAUCUCUGCAAGCAUGUUAUCAAGGUGGCGAUUUUCUGUAAAAAUCGGCAGGUUGCAAGACCAUUAUUGGCUGCUCAAGUUUAUCGGCAGACCUUGCUUACUCUUCUGCAGAACGCUCCAGAUGAUCCUCUAGUUCUAGAGCAUGCCAUUUUAUACACAACCCGCUUGCAACAGGACAUCAAGGGUUUCGAAGACUUGUCAAACAGUGGGUUGCUCCAGCCAUUACCUCCUGAGAUUAAUUCUCAUGGAGCAGAUAAUCUUGUGCUUUUUCCGGGUCUUCAUUGAACAGAGAAUUGAAAGGAGAUUGAGCAUCUCUGUUUGGGCUGAAGCUUUUCUUCUUGUAUGUCCAAAGUUUUAAAUGGUGCUGUGAAGUUAUGUUCGUUGAUUGCCCCACAGUCAACUUGGAAACAAGUCAUAAUUAAAAUCAGCCCAGUUUGAAUGAAUACAAAAUUUGGCAUUCGUUAAAAUGCCACUCUUUGCUUUUGUAGCUGAAGCUUCUUGACUUUCUGACAGCAGCAAAGUCAAAGGGCAGAUUCCGUGGUUGGUCAUCUUUUAAUUUUGGAUACUGAGCAAGACUUCAUGGAAGGUGAUAACAAGGUGCAAAUAAUGUAGGUGGCGUUUGGAAAGUAUACAAACAUUUUCAAGGAAGGAGCUUGUGGAAAUUAUACAACAUACUUCUACCCGCUCAUACAGUAGACAAACCUUGCUCCAACCUUGAACCCCCUGGCAUGUGGCCAUUGGAAAUCAUUUCUUCAGCGAAGGUUGCAGGCAGCGUAUGUUGGGAAUCAGGUGUGAUUUGGAAAUAUCUGAUUACCCAACAGAAAAACAAGUUAUCCACAGAUUUAUCAAAUCACUGGGAAUCUGGGAUGCAUUUGCUGCCACUGCGUGGGGAUGGAGGAGCUGUUGCGGUGGGAAUCGAUGGCCUCGUCAAGAGACAUUAGCUCUUCUCAGGAUUAGGUCUGAGAUGGACGCUGCCUUCUGUGAUGCCAUCCUCAAAGGUCCCAUCUGGGAAGACGUUUCUAGGACGCAUUGUCCUCCAAACCAAAGUUUACUUAAAAAGCUUUGGUGUUGGUGGUUUAGUCAUGGAAUGGACUGAUGGGCUAGCAGGUAUUCCUCCCAAGAUCUCUCUCAGACGCACACUCUCUUUCCCCACACAAACACGCACUUGGCCAAUCUCUUUUUCCUCACGAUUCACGAGUUAGCUGGGCAUUCUUCUCUCUCUCUCUCUCUCUCUCUCCUUCUUUUUAUGUUUUUUCUGAACGGCCCAGAUCCUCUGCAUGUCUUCCAGCUAACUCCCUUUUACACAGAAACAGUAAACUUUCCUUCUAUCCCCACCCUAGAGAGAGAAAGGAAUCAAUUAAUAUUACUAUAUUCAAUCCCGAGAAUAAUUCUUCUUUCUUUUAUAUAUUUUUAGCUAAAAAAUCUUUAUCGAAAAACAUAGAAACAAGCGAAGCACCAACUUUUCUCUCGGUGAUUAAGAGCUAAUAAUCAAUGAAAAAUCACAAAAAAAUAAAAAGUUACUGAGCGUUAAGUUGAAAAUCAGGUGUAACACCACUGGUUAUAAAUAUUCACAAGAAAAUAAUUAGGGUUAAUUACACUUAAUCUCCCUCAACUGUCACUCAUUUACACAUCGCCCCCCACGAACUACAUGUGACACUCAAAACUCCAUAAACUACCAUUCGUUGGUAAAAGAGCCCUUCCCUUAGGCCAGAUUGUUAAAAUGGACGGAUCCUCGAUCACGUGUCGUACACAUGCAUUUUUAGAUGUGAAAUGAUAAAAAAUGCCACCCUUGGGGGUGGUCAAAUUACAAGGGGAUAAGGCUAGCAAUUUUUGACACUAACUUGCAAACUCAACAUGAAUCCAAUACAAAAUUAGCAGGUUAGGGUUAAGUAAAAUAAAAGUUGGAUUGAAUCAGGUUGAGCUGAUGAAACACAAUUAAUAAAUGGGUCAAUUUCAGGUCAACAUGCAUAACCCAUAGACAUUAAAACAUUUUUAAUUUUUACCAACAAAAAAUUUAAACCCUAAAGUCUUGAAAGACAAAAAAUGCCCCGUCUCAACUCUCGGGCUUGAAUAGCUCAUCUCUCCCACUUACUCUCUCUCCCUUUCUCUCGCUCAUAUUUCUUCGGUUGAAACUUCCACUCUUCCUUCGACGUGAACAGUGAAUUGAAGCCUACACACCUAGGAGUGGAACUAGGAUUUUAGAUGUUGCGGAGGAAUGAAUUUUUUUUUUUUUUAAAAAGAAAAAACAAAAAACAAAAUUAGGGGGUAAAAAUUUGAUUUUAAAAAAAUUAUAGGAGUAUUUAAAACAAUUUGGGAAACAUUUUGAGGCUUGGGAGGACCGAAGCCCCCCAAGCCUCUUAGUAGUCCGCCCCUACGGCUAUCCCGUUGCCAUGCCACCUCGCAGCCGAAUGCUCGCACCUCCAUCCCUAGGUUCAACUCCUCCUCCGUAAGGCUCUUUCUCUCUCUCUCUCUCUCUCUCACUGAUUUCUCAACUAUGUAUGAUAUUCUUACAAGAACUUCAAAUCUGAAGUUCGUGACUAUUCUAACAUGACCUUCAGAUCUGUCGUUUGCUUAAUUUUAUUUACAGGCCUAUCCCUGAACGCCUUAGAGUUUUGUGAUGAAGAAUUGAAGUAUAGAAAAUAGAUGGUUGAUGAUCAAGACCUUGGAGAUGAGAAUUGAGUAGUGUAGAAUUUGAAUAUAAAUAGCAUGGACGGAGUGCUUACCACAUGGAGAUGGAGCGAAUGUCACUCUUUGGUUGUGGCAGUUCUGGGCACUGUGUAGGGAGUGUGGUGUGGAAAGUUUGCUGGAAUCUUAGGGUAUCGAAUGUUGUUAAAAUGUUCAUUUGGAGGGCUUCGAGCAGCUCGAAGUAUCACGGUCUAGACGGAACCUGUCAUUGCUGAGGCUAUGGCAGCCCUUUAUGCCAUGCUGCUCGGACAAGAACUUGGCGGUGAUGGCAUUAUUUUGGAAGGGGAUGCAACGCAAAUAGUAGCUGCCGUCAAUUCAAUGCUCACAUGCAGGAGCAUUUAUGGCCAAUUUGUGGAAGGUAUUCAAUCCGGUUUGCGGGCUAUGAGGAACUCUUGCUUUAUACAUAUUCUACGGGAUGCCAAUUAUGUAGCCGCACAAGAUGUUACCAAGCAUGUCAUAGACUCGGAGAGAAGAAAUUCCACCAAGUAUAUGUGAUAUUGUAAGGAGAGAGGAAGUUAUUCCCUCUCCUUGAGUGUACUGGUUUUUUGACGUUAUUGAAUAAGAAUUCCAUCUUGACUUUAAAAAAAAAAAAAAAAAA